AUGGCAUAUCAACCCAACUUAGACCCAACGCCACCGUCCUCCCUCGCUCCUCGUCACUGGUGGUCACGACCAAUGAUGACUAUCCCGCCGCCAUCUGGUGAACCCACAGACAAGGAUUGGGCGGCUUGGUGUGCACCCUUCUUUAGCGGCCUUUUCACCUCUCUCGUCGUGCUCUUAAUCUUUUUGUACAUCGACGAAGCCCACUCCCACGCCAAAAUCUCCCUCCAGUCCCUCUCCGUCUCCUCCGCUACGUGGCAAGGAGAUUUUCUCGUGAAAAAAACGAGCUCGAGGUAUUCUAUCUACUACGACGGUGAUAGCGCUGCCGUGAGGCUCGGUUCUGAAAACGCCGCCGUUUUAAACAUCACUAGCCAACGUGUCUCUAGGGAUCACACUGCUUUCUCGUUGUUUUUCGUUGCUGAGGAGGGGAAUCGAAGCGACGUCGUUUCAGGAGAUCUGGACAUCAAACUCAUGGCGAAGCAUAAGCCUUAUAUGGGUCGUGAUGAAGCUGGACACUUAAAUAUACGGUGCCAAAAUGUGACUCGAGGCCGUGAGAAGAUUAUAUGCGAAUCCUCUUUUACAGAUUUGAAGUUGUUUUCUUUAACAAGACCACGACGGAGAACGUUCGACAACGGACAAUUAGAUUAG
Molecule: messenger RNA, 645 nt
Organism: Raphanus sativus (radish)
Lineage: Eukaryota; Viridiplantae; Streptophyta; Magnoliopsida; Brassicales; Brassicaceae
Exons: 1
Coding region: 1-645 (214 amino acids)
Biological process (GO): defense response to other organism
Source: RefSeq, a predicted model, not a curated record